Mucor mucedo is the source of this 522-nucleotide messenger RNA. RefSeq names its product origin of replication binding protein-domain-containing protein. Gene Ontology annotation, molecular function: ATP binding; DNA replication origin binding. Bases 1 to 522 code for a protein of 173 amino acids. Lineage: Eukaryota; Fungi; Mucoromycota; Mucoromycetes; Mucorales; Mucoraceae. The transcript has 2 exons. Gene Ontology annotation, biological process: DNA replication. The record is from RefSeq and is a predicted model, not a curated record.
AUGGAUUACAAAAAAAAAGAAUACAACUCUAAGACACUACGCGACUAUGCUACUGAUUUUAUGAAAUAUGACACAAUAUGCACACAAUCAGCUAUGGGAUCUGGCAAAACAAAGAAUUUAAUUAAAUUGCUAGACGAAAUGUACAAAAAUAGAAAAAUUACCAUUGUCUCAUUUCGCAGGUCGUUGUUGAGAGAAUACAGAAAUAUGUUACCAGGUUUCAAAUACUAUACAGAUAUUAAAGAUAAAAAAAUAGACUUGGAUGCUCAUAAAAAAAGACUUAUUCAAGCUGAUUCGCUAUACAGAAUCAGUGGUGAAGUAGACAUGCUGGUCAUGGAUGAAUGUACGUUCACUUUUGAGCACAUUGUCACCUAUGUAAAAAAGUUCAAAUCACAAUGUGUAAGUGCUUUGGAACACUUACUUUCUACAUCAACAAAAGUAUUGGCUAUUGAUGCCUUGUUAAACGAAGAUUAUAGGAAUCUAACUUAUCCUGGGAAAACGUUUAACCGGGAUAUUUCUGAUUAA